GUUGGUUAGCUGUGUGUCAGUGACAGUGAGUGAGUGUGAGAUCAGUGUGUUGGUGUUCCAGUGGACAGCCAUGUCACAGCUGUGUGUGUGUGUGUCCGACUUUGAGGAGGCAGCCAGGAAAGUUCUCCCGAAAGCUGUGUAUGACUACUACCGCUCAGGAGCUGAUGAGCAAAACACACUGGCUGACAACGUCACUGCUUUCAACAGAUGGUCUCUUGUCCCCCGGGUGUUGAGGGAUGUGUCCACAGUGGAUCUGUCUGCCUCUGUGCUCGGACAGAAGCUCAGCAUGCCUCUGUGUGUUGCAGCUACAGCGAUGCAGAGGAUGGCUCAUCCUGAGGGAGAGACGGCUACAGCGAGAGCAUGCCAAGCAGUGGGAACAGGGAUGAUGCUGAGCUCUUGGGCUACCUCCACUAUAGAGGAAGUGAUGUCAGCAAUGACAUCAGUGGGCCCUGGAGGUGUCCUGUGGAUGCAGCUUUAUAUCUAUAAAGACAGGGACCUCACACUAUCAUUGGUCCGCCGAGCAGAGGAGGCGGGCUAUAAGGCCAUCUUUGUUACCGUGGAUACACCAUACCUGGGGAGGAGAUGGGAUGACAUGCGCAAUCGCUUCAAACUGCCCCCACAUCUGAGCAUGUCUAACUUCUCAACAGCCUCACUGGCUUUCUCUGAGGGGAACUAUGGCAAUGACAGCGGUUUGGCUGUUUAUGUUGCCAAAGCGAUCGACCCCACUCUCUGCUGGGACAACAUCACGUGGCUGAAGAAACAAACACGACUACCUGUGAUUCUGAAGGGAGUACUGAAUGGUGAGGAUGCUGUCCAGGCUGUGAAUUAUGGUGUUGAUGGCAUCUUGGUGUCCAAUCACGGAGCUCGACAACUGGAUGGAGUUCCUGCCACACUGGAUGUGCUGGAGGAGGUAGUGAGGGCGGUACAGGGUCGCUGUGAUGUCUACAUUGAUGGAGGAGUGAGGCGGGGGACAGACGUCCUGAAGGCUUUAGCUCUGGGAGCAAAGGCUGUGUUCAUUGGCCGACCGGUGCUGUGGGGCCUCGCCUGUCAGGGCGAAGAGGGGGUCAUUGAGCUUCUGGAACUUCUAAAAGAGGAGUUGCGACUGGCUAUGGCCCUGUCAGGUUGUCGUUCUGUAUCAGAGGUCAGCAGGUCCCUGGUCAGGAGAGCAGCGUUUACCUCCAGGAUGUGAGAGAAGAAACUGUUGUUCCAUCACAUUCUUGGAAACAUCAUUUUGUGAAAUGGGUUUGUUAUUUUUGGUAUUGAGAUUUCUUCAAAUGUUCUGCUGAAAAUUCUUCAUCAUCAAUUCUAAUAAUAAUAACAAUAGGAAUGAGGUGUAAAAUGAUGGACGACAUGGCACUGAUUAAAGGGGCUCCACUGAUGAAGAUCAGAUAUGGAAAUAAAAUGACUGAAGUGACAUUACUGUGAUUUUUAAACUAAUGAAAGACCUAUUGAGUUAUGGGAAAUGAUCUGCAAUGAAAGACGCAUAUAAAAUGAAGAUAUCC
Molecule: messenger RNA, 1502 nt
Organism: Larimichthys crocea (large yellow croaker)
Lineage: Eukaryota; Metazoa; Chordata; Actinopteri; Sciaenidae
Gene: hao1
Product: hydroxyacid oxidase (glycolate oxidase) 1
Exons: 8
Coding region: 71-1189 (372 amino acids)
Molecular function (GO): oxidoreductase activity; FMN binding
Source: RefSeq, a predicted model, not a curated record